This is a messenger RNA of Pseudocercospora fijiensis CIRAD86, 1038 nucleotides long. RefSeq lists its product as uncharacterized. NCBI's taxonomy places the organism in Eukaryota, Fungi, Ascomycota, Dothideomycetes, Mycosphaerellales, Mycosphaerellaceae. The record is from RefSeq and is a predicted model, not a curated record. Bases 1 to 1038 code for a protein of 345 amino acids. The transcript has a single exon.
AUGUUCCAUUUCGGCUAUCCGUUCGAUUACGCCGUUCCAGCGCGACGCGCCCCCUCGCGCGGCCCAACCGAACAGUCGCAGGUCCAGUCGCGUGGCCGCGCAGCAGAUCAGACUACUCAAGCUCGUCCGCGCAUGCCCUCGCGUAGCCGCACGAGCAACAGCUUCAUGCAUAUUGGCUAUCCGUUUGACUAUGCUGUGCCAGCUCCAAACCGCCGCCCAGACACAGCAAAUGAAGACAGUACUACGACACGCCUUUCUGCUUCGGCCCGCCGCUACAAGGAAAUGCCACCAGAUCCUGGCUAUGUCGACCGAUCGGUGACACAGUCGACUCGUGGUCGCAGCAAGACGCGAUCUAGACCAGACAGCACGACGACGAUGGCAGAAAGCUACGGCGGAGGUCACGGUCGGGCUGCUAUGCAGUAUCACUCGGACGAUAGGAGGAGAUCGAGGUCGCGCAAUCGAGAGACCCGAUAUGGCAAAGAACCAUUUCUGAACAUGUUUGCGGGAGAGCAUCUGGUCGAGGCAAAGACUGGUGAUGGCCGUUCUCGCUCGCGUUCUCGCCUGCGUCCCCGUCCCAACCUCUACCAGGACGCCUAUCCAGACUUGCUUGAUGUCGCUCGUGGGCCACAAUUUUUAUUUCAGCACAAGGGAAACACACCAGCUGCAGACGCCACUACUUCUCGCCGCCAUUCUCGGUCUCGCCAGUUGCGCGCUGCUCGGUCGCCAUCGCGCUCCGUACAGGCCGACUUGCUUGCCGCAUCUCGUCCUGACCUCUUCGAGCGUCAGGCUGACUUGAAGGAGGUUCGCCCGGCACAACGCAAGCGUCGCAACGCGAGCAGUCAUCGUUUCGACGACGAAAUGUGGCGUGCAUCUCGUCCAGAUCUCGUCGACAGUGUGGAAGAGGCUGAGCGUAAUCGUCGCCGUUACGAGAACGACAUGUUCCAGGCUGGCCGACCAGACCUGUUUCGCCAGCAUGGACUCUCUCGCACGCCUGGUGGCCGUAAUGUCGACUACUACCGCCCAGGUGGAGGAUAUUAG